Dreissena polymorpha is the source of this 1017-nucleotide messenger RNA. Its product is annotated as tigger transposable element-derived protein 6-like. Gene Ontology annotation, molecular function: DNA binding. Gene Ontology annotation, cellular component: nucleus. NCBI's taxonomy places the organism in Eukaryota, Metazoa, Mollusca, Bivalvia, Myida, Dreissenidae. The transcript is spliced from 2 exons. The record is from RefSeq and is a predicted model, not a curated record. Bases 1 to 1017 code for a protein of 338 amino acids.
AUGAGGAUCCAGAAGAGGAAGGUCAUCCUCCUGGUGGAUAACUGCUCAGCCCAUUCCCAUGAGGCAAUCACAAUACUCAGCAAUGUAACACUGAGUUUUCUGCCACCAAACACAACAUCCCUCAUACAGCCAUGCGAUCAGGGUAUCAUUAGAAACCUCAAGUCCCUAUAUCGCCGACAGGUGGUCAAGAAGAUGAUAGAAGACAUUGACCAGAACACCAUGUCAGCGGAGGAAAUGGCUAAGAAGCUUACGCUGCUGGACACCAUGCACAUGCUGACCAAGGCAUGGAACUGUGUAACGGAAGUCACAAUCCGGAACUGCUUUGCUAAAGCAGGAUUCACAAAGGGGACCGUGCCGGAGAAACCAAUGGAGACCGCGCCCGAGAAACCAAUGGAGACUGCCGAACCCCCGUUAUCAAUGAACGCCAUCAGCUUCGCAGAAUAUGUUAAACAUGACGACGACCUGGAAUGCCUUGGGAUGCCAAUAGAUGAUGACAUAUGCAGCGACAUUCUACAAGAAGAAGAGGAACGAAGGAACCAUCUAGAAAUCAACAUCGACAAUGAAGAUGCUGAAGAAGAAGACGCCGACACGCCCAUACGACUCCCCAGAACUGCCAGUGACGCAAGAAAAGCACUAGAAGAAGUAAGAAAAUUCCUUGAGGACACUGGAUUUUGCGACUACAAAGCCUUCAACGGCCUUGAAAUAUUGGUUGAGAAAGUAGCAGAAAAGAGCAGACGACAAACAAAGAUCACUGGAUUCCAUAAUUACCAUACAGACAAACAGAAAGUCAUAGCAGACAGACAAACCGUUGGAUUAGAGCAGACAGACAAACAGAAAGUCAUAGCAGACAAACAGAAAGUCAUAGCAGACAGACAAACAGUUGGAUUAGAGCAGACAGACAAACAGAAAGUCAUAGCAGACAGACAGAUAGUUGGAUCAGAGCAGACAGACAAACAGAAAGUUAUAGCAGACAGACAAACAGUUGGAUUAGAGCAGACAGACAAACAGUUGGAUUAG